Molecule: messenger RNA, 4219 nt
Organism: Platichthys flesus (European flounder)
Lineage: Eukaryota; Metazoa; Chordata; Actinopteri; Pleuronectiformes; Pleuronectidae
Gene: slc8a2a
Product: solute carrier family 8 member 2a
Exons: 12
Coding region: 201-2954 (917 amino acids)
Biological process (GO): cell communication; calcium ion import across plasma membrane; sodium ion transmembrane transport
Cellular component (GO): axon; postsynapse; sarcolemma
Molecular function (GO): calcium:sodium antiporter activity
Source: RefSeq, a predicted model, not a curated record
CCCCGUUCUGAGUAUACAGGGAUGUGAGUUGACAGGAAAGUUCAACUGCAUGAGUUCAGCUGCGGGCACAGUUUUACCAGGAGACCUCUCCAAGAAGCGAUGGCAUCCUGUGUUGGAGCUGGACCCUAAAGCAGAAGGAGAGUCUUUUGACCCAUCCACUCCCCCAGUGACCACCGUGCUCCUCCUGACUCAGGGUUAUCAUGGGAUACCUUCCAGUUCACCUCACCCCACCCAUCCUCCUCCUCCUCUUGCUCCUCCUGGCCCACCCCAGCACUCCCUUCAGGCCACAGAUUGUGGAGCGGGCAUCUAGCCCUGAUGAUGAGCCUCAGCCCGCAGGCAACUCUACGCUACCUUGGAAGCUCAAGUGUGCAGGCGUCGUAGUGUGUAGACCUGGUGUCCUGCUGCCGGUAUGGCUGCCACUCAACCCUCCACUGGGGGAGCAAGCAGGGAGGGCUAUCAUCUACUUCCUAUGUCUCAUGUACAUGUUUCUGGGUGUGUCCAUCUUGGCAGACCGCUUCAUGGCAUCCAUAGAGGUCAUCACUUCUCAGGAGAAGGAGGUGACCAUCACCAAACCUAAUGGUGAAACGACAGUGACCACUGUGAGGAUCUGGAAUGAGACUGUGUCCAACCUCACACUCAUGGCCCUGGGCUCCUCUGCACCUGAGAUCCUGCUCUCGGUCAUUGAGGUGUGUGGGCACAACUUUGAUGCAGGCGAGCUCGGCCCGGGCACCAUAGUGGGCAGCGCUGCCUUCAACAUGUUUGUGAUAAUUGGUAUUUGUGUGUGGGUGAUCCCUGACGGAGAGUCUCGCAAGAUCAAACACCUGCGUGUGUUUUUUAUUACGUCUUUCUGGAGUAUUUUCGCCUACGUUUGGCUCUACCUCAUACUGGCUGUCAUCUCACCAGGAAUUGUAGAGGUGUGGGAGGCCGCAGUGACGCUGCUUUACUUUCCGGUGUGUGUGAUCUUGGCUUGGAUUGCUGAUCGUCGCCUACUAUUCUACAAAUACAUGCAUAAGCGUUACCGCGCUGACAAGCGGCACGGCAUUGUUGUGGAAAUGGAGGGUGACCUCGAGCCCAAAGGCAUAGACAUGAUCAUGGAUGGAAAGUUGUCGGACAGAGGCGCGUGCCCUGGAAACUCCUCCAGUGUGACGGUCUCUGUGCAGACAGGCAAUGAACUAGACCCGAGCCAAGAUGAGGUGGUUCGCAUCCUUAAAGACCUGAAGGAGAAACAUCCAGAUAAAGACUUGGACCAGCUGAUUGAGAUGGCCAACUACUCCGCCCUGGUCAAGCAGAAGAAGAGCCGCGCCUUCUACCGUGUUCAGGUGACACGCAUGAUGAUCGGUGCCGGUAAUAUAUUAAGGAAACAUGCUGCUGAGCAUGCACGCCGUACGGCUGACCAGGAGUCCGACAAGGCCACAUGCUCGCACAUCUGCUUCGAAAGUGCCCAGUACCAGUGCACUGAGAACUGUGGCGCUCUGAGCCUGGGGGUGAUCCUGGAGGGGGGCACAGGUCAGAACACUUUCUAUGUGGACUACUGUACAGAAAAUGGCUCCGCCAACGCUGGGGCGGACUACGAAUUCACUGAGGGUACCCUGGUGUUUAAGCCAGGGGAGACACGCAAAGAGAUCAAGGUCGGCAUCUUGGACGAUGACAUCUUUGAGGAGGAUGAGCAUUUCUCUGUGCGUCUUCAGAAAAUUAGGUUAGAAGAAGGUGCAAAUGAAGGGACAGGAACUCCACCCAAAGGUAGACUAGUGGAGCCGCUGAUUGCCACCAUCACCAUCUUGGACGAUGACCACGCCGGCAUCUUCACCUUUGGUCAGCGGAUGCUGCGGGUGAGUGAGAGCACGGGCAUGCUGACGGUGACGGUGGUGAGGAACUCAGGCUCCAGGGGCACUGUAGCUGUGCCAUACCAUACAGAGGAUGGCAGUGCCAAGGCGGGGGUGGACUAUGAGGAGACUAGAGGGGAGCUGGAAUUCACCAAUGAACAAACCAGUAAGACGCUACAAGUGCGCAUCAUAAACGUGGAAGAAUAUGAAAAGCAGGAAACCUUCUUUGUUGUGCUUGAGGAUCCCAAAUGGCUGAAGCGAGGACUCUCUGGAAACCCUAGCCCUGAGGAGGAGGAAGCCAGGAGGAUCUCUGAGAUGGGUAAACCCAUUUUAGGAGAGCACAGCAGGCUGGAGGUGAUCAUAGAGGAGUCCUGCGAGUUCAAGAACACUGUGGACAAACUCCUGAAGGACACUAACCUGGCUGUAGUGAUUGGCACUCAUUCAUGGAGAGAGCAGUUCAUUGAAGCAGUCACAGUCAGUGCAGCAGGUGAUGAAGAUGAGGGACAGGAGCAGCAAAUGCCCAACUGCCUCGACUACUUUGUGCACAUAGUGUGCUUAUUUUGGAAGGUUCUGUUUGCCUGUAUCCCGCCCACCGAUAUCUGGAAUGGCUGGGCGUGCUUCUUAGUAUCAAUCUCUGUCAUUGGUUUCUUGACCGCCUUUAUCGGAGACCUGGCCUCCCACUUUGGCUGCACCGUGGGCCUGCGAGACGCUGUCACUGCAGUGGUCUUUGUGGCACUUGGGACUUCACUUCCUGAUACGUUUGCCAGUAAAGUGGCUGCCACUCAGGACCAGUAUGCAGAUGCAUCAGUGGGAAAUGUGACGGGAAGCAAUGCAGUUAAUGUGUUUUUGGGUAUUGGGGUGGCCUGGUCUGUGGCUGCUGUGUAUUGGGAAGUCAAAGGUAAGGUCUUCCGUGUGGACCCUGGCUCGUUGGCCUUCUCCGUCACACUCUUCACCAUUUUUGCCUUCUUAACUAUGGGAGUAUUGAUGAUACGCCGGAGGCCGUCCAUUGGCGGCGAACUGGGAGGCGCACGGAUCCCUAAAAUCAUCACCACACUGUUCUUGUUUGGACUCUGGUUCCUCUACAUCCUCUUCUCCAGCUUGGAGGCCUAUUGCCAUAUACAAGGCUUCUGAGAGGGCGUGGUGUGGCGAGUAAUGACUGCAAACCCAAACAUCAACAAGACAUUGACCUGGUCAGUGCUGUUACAGUAACUACCACUGAAAGGCCUGUCACCGCUUGACAACUGCUGCCAUGGUUCAAGAAGAAAUUAACAAAACUCGACAGACCUGCGCGUGCAAAUUUGUGUGUUACAUCCACUCCAGGACAGUUCCAGUCAGUAAAAUAGACAGACUGGUUAUUUUCCGUUAAGUGGAUUAAAUAACCUGCAGUGACCAUUUUUGAUAAAGGAGUUCCAAUGGUCUGCACCUCUGUGAAGUCACUGGAUUUUGCAUCAUACUGGCUAUAACCUGGACUUCAAGUUCGGUCUUGUUUCUUGUAGAUACUGGAUCUGUAUAUUAGACUCUGUAACCCAGAAAAUGUAUAAUAAAAGCAACGUCACGUUGCGUAAUAUUACACAACAAGCUGCUCUAAAAAUCAGGGUUGAACACCACUCUUCUUUGUGUUACAGCAGUGGAGCCUGCUGUUAUUUUAUAUCAUUACACCUCUGAGUGUAUCCUUAUGUUUAUGCCAUGGCCACUGCUCACGAGCAAAAAGAGGCUGUCACCAAGCUGUCUUAUUUAAUGUCAGUGAACUUAGACCUGAGCAUUAUUCAUGCUCUACAAGUCAAUUUGACCCUUUUACAAUUAAUGCAUAACAUAACUCUGCAAAUGUCCUGUUCCUUUGGCUACCUCCUUUUUUUUGUGAACAAAUUAAAAACAAUAGUUUGACUAAUGAAAACUGUGUGACUUGUCCUGGUGUUGAUUUUUGAUUAAACCCUGCCAGCCAAUCAGAAAGAAAAAGCUUCUGUGGCCAUGGUAUAAUAACUGAGCACAGUUUGGGAGAUGAGACCUUGUGAAAUAUCUCACGCUAAAUUUUGUUUCUCCAAGAUAUGUGACAUGUAUAGUGGAAUGUACUGCACCCACUGAAGUUAAUUUCACAAUAAAUGUCGAUGAUAAUAAUGAUGAAAAAUGCACUAAAUGGAUCAAAUAUUGAAAUGCAAAUUGAAAAUGAGAAACACAGACAAUGAAUUUCUAAUAAGCUGUGGAAUGAGGACAUUUUACCUAGUAUCUGCCAUUUAGUGUGACUGUUUGAAAGUGAUGAUUCAUACACCCUGAUAAUCCUUACAUGUGUAUCAAUGCUGUAUUUUAAUGUCUUUAUAAUUUAUUGUAUUUGACCUGAUAUGAAACAAAAGUAUAUUAUUGUAAUUUAUUGUAAGUUGUCAAUUACAUUGAAAUUUUAA